AUUGCUGUUACACUGGGACAAGCUGGUCUUUUGAAGGAACUUCUGAACAUAAUUGAGUGCAUGAGGCAGAAACCUUCUAAAAGAACUAAAAAUAUGCGUCACAAGAAGUGGGAGCCAAUGCUUGAACCUGAUAUUGUUGUAUAUAAUGCUGUUCUGAAUGCUUGUGUUCCACUACAUCAAUGGAAAGGGAUUUCGUGGGUGUUUGAUCAGUUGAGAAAGACUGGUCUGAGACCUAAUGGAGCAACGUAUGGACUUGCAAUGGAGGUAAUGUUGCAUUCUGGGAAGUAUGAUUUGGUCCACGAGUUUUUUAGAAAAAUGAAAAGAAGCGGAGAAGCUCUAACAGCACUUACAAAGGUAGCUUAUUUCCUUUUCUCGUUGUUAGCAUGCAUGUUUCUGUUGAAAAGAAAGAUUAAUGAGGCUGUGGAAGCAGUCCGUGAUAUGGAACAAAGGGGAGUAAUUGGAACAACCAGUGUCUAUUAUGAACUAGCUUGCUGUCUUUGCAGAAAUGGAAGGUGGCACGAUGCUAUGAUAGAGGUGGACAAGAUUAAAAAACUCCCUACUAGGAAACCUUUGGAGAUAACCUUCACUGGUUUGAUAAUGGCAUCCCUAGAUGGUGGAUAUGUUGAUGAUUGCAUUUCCAUAUUCCAAUACAUGGAAGACCAUUGCGCACCCAAUAUCGGAACCAUAAAUGCAAUGCUUAGAGUGUAUGGUUAUGGUUGUUAG
Messenger RNA from Hibiscus syriacus, 723 nucleotides. Its product is annotated as pentatricopeptide repeat-containing protein At5g67570, chloroplastic-like. Gene Ontology annotation, molecular function: protein binding. The record is from RefSeq and is a predicted model, not a curated record. Lineage: Eukaryota; Viridiplantae; Streptophyta; Magnoliopsida; Malvales; Malvaceae. Gene Ontology annotation, cellular component: chloroplast. Gene Ontology annotation, biological process: chloroplast organization. The annotation marks the transcript as partial. The transcript is spliced from 5 exons.